GGGUUCAUAUGCGUCCAUUGCUUUUGUUAAUUUCGAACAGUUCCUCUUAGCAUGUGCUACGAUUCGAGGGGGGCGUCACUUUGCGAUUGCACACUUAAUCGCUGCGAAAUCUUAUUUAAUUCUGGUCGAAAAGUCAUCGCCUUCAUUAUCGCACUAAUAUUAUUAAUCGCGAUAUUAAUCGCAAAAUCGCGACCCAUCGCACCUUAUCGCUACUGGUUUUUGCUCGAAUCAGUAAAAACGUCACAAGGCAAAUUAGCAUGGGAAAUGGUAACCGACAGAUCUGCUUCAAAUACAAAAUACUACGGGCGGUGUUUCUUUCAAUGGAUCACUAACAUUAUUGGACCCGAGAUUGGACCGCAUAAAAAAAAUAGCUCGUCCAGAAAAGAAGUAAAAUGUCGGUAUGUUUCAAUAGGAAAGGCUGGAAUUGCCAAUGACCAGAGCCACACGACCUCGUCCUCCACGGCGUUCAUCAGUAUGAAGCGACGGAUUGUAGAUGCCGCCAGGGACCAGAUCGCCAUGAAUCAACCUAACAUCAUCUUCGAUUUCAAGCUUCUGAACGGUAUCAAGUACAACAAAACAGCUAUCCAGGCCGACAUGAAGCACUUGGUCGAGGGCAAGCCAAAUAUUCGGGUCGCGUCAGCCCAUCAAGUAUGCCGGUUUAAUGUCCGGCUCAAACAUUCUGCGUAUCAUCAAUGAAUUGACAGUCACUGCCGUUCCUAUACGGUCUGGAGUCUGAGCAAGAUUACUGUAGCUUCGAUGAUGCUAUCCUGUCUGUCGAUGAUGGUAUCUUUGAGUUCAGGACCGAUUUGUGAAUUGCCUCACCCAGAAAUACAAGCAUAAAAAGCUGAGAAUAAAAAGGAUCUGUCGACGCGCUGUGUCGUCUCCACAAG
This is a messenger RNA of Armigeres subalbatus, 890 nucleotides long. RefSeq lists its product as uncharacterized. Gene Ontology annotation, molecular function: ATP-dependent protein folding chaperone; ATP binding. The transcript is spliced from 4 exons. NCBI's taxonomy places the organism in Eukaryota, Metazoa, Arthropoda, Insecta, Diptera, Culicidae. The record is from RefSeq and is a predicted model, not a curated record. Bases 52 to 696 code for a protein of 214 amino acids.